AUGUCGACUACUUCAUCAUUAAGAAGACUGUAUCCUGGAACCAGUUUAGAAGAAACAUUUCAAUGGCCAUUUGAACCUAUUGACUCUCUUGACUCAUCAUUCAGUGUACAGGAAUACUUGCAACAACUUAUUAGACAAGACUGUAGUGAUGUACAACGUAUUGUAGAAUUACCCGAAAGUGUUGAGAAGGACAUUUGGCAGUAUGAGCAUCUUCGUCAAGUCUGCUUAGAACUCAGUUUACUGGUAGUUGCACUAGAAUCAGAAUGCACAAAGCAAGUAUGUCCAGAGAUGAAAGCAGAUGGCUGGAUGUAUUUAUGCGCUGCACAUCCUUCAACUCAGUCUUGUCCAGCAAUUGAUUAUAUCAUUCACACUUUGGAUGGAGCUACGAUUCUGUUGAAUAAUAACAAGUAUUUUCCAAGCAGAAUAUCUAUACCAGAACCAUCAUUGAAACAUUUUCAAUCUGUCGCAAGGAGACUUUAUCGUAUAUUUGCUCAUGCUUAUUUUCAUCAUAGAGAAGUAUACGAGUAUUUUGAGAAUGAUACACAUCUCUAUGCAAGAUUUCUAUUAUUAUCAAGGACCUAUGGACUUAUUCCUUCUAAUUUAAUCAAUAUUCCAGAUGCAGAAGAUAGUAAUAAUGCAAAUAAUGACGAUGAGAAUGAAAAUGACUAUAAUAGAGGUUGA
Messenger RNA from Rhizopus microsporus ATCC 52813, 681 nucleotides. RefSeq names its product Mob1/phocein. The record is from RefSeq and is a predicted model, not a curated record. Gene Ontology annotation, cellular component: cytoplasm. The coding region runs from base 1 to 681 and encodes 226 amino acids. The transcript has 6 exons. NCBI's taxonomy places the organism in Eukaryota, Fungi, Mucoromycota, Mucoromycetes, Mucorales, Rhizopodaceae.